UCGGAAUUUCUGGAUCGUUCAUAUUCGACCAGAUAUUUGGGUAAUUCAAUCAAACCUUUUUUUCCAUGUGGGAUGCAGUGAUAGAAACUUUGAUUCCUGAGCAGCAUGCAUCAGCACGUGACCGUGUCCAUGAGCCUCAACCAAAAAUCUUGUUAAUUUAAACAGAAUUCGGGUUACUUCAAUCGCAAUUUCUGGAUUGUUCACAUUCGACCAGAUAUUUGGUUAAUUUAACCAAACUUUUUUUUCCGUGAACUUAUCUUCCCUUCAUUUUUAAUGAUUUUAACUAACUUAUUGGCGGACAAAGUCGGUUAUAUCAGUACUAUAUAAUAUCCUCCCCCUUCCCCUCCUCUCUCUCUCUCUCUCUCUCUCUCUCUCUUUCCCCUUCAUCCUUCCUCCUUUACUCUGAGCGAGAUUGCUAAUUUUAAAAACUCAUGGCCGCCAUAUUGGACUUGCCAUUUCGAACUUUAACUCUUUUUUACCUCAAAGUCGCAAUCGAUGAUCCCCAAAAUUCCCUAUAAUUUGAGGAAACUUCAAGAGAGAUAAAAUGUACGACUCACAGGACUCGCUGUCAGGUGCAGCGGCGAUUACGGCUCGAAAGAGAGAACGAUAUUGUCGCUUCUGCGAAUUUCGUGAGCUCUUUUCUUAGCGUUUUGUAAUGGCAAAAAAGCUGGGAAUUUCAUUAAAACAGAAGGGGAGGAGGACACGAUGCGCACAUAACGCGGCGCAUUUCGUUUCGCUGCUAACGCUAUUAUUAAUCCAGGGAGUAUAAUUGAAAUUCGUUUGCGUGUGGUGAACACACACACACACACACACAACGACAGAGGAAAGUCUGGUUUCCGGUGUGGAUUUCACGGCGCGUUACUCGGAAAACACGCGCGCGAAUGGAAUAUUACUGUACGUCGCGAUGCGCAACGCAGAAUUUGUGUUAAGGUGAACUCGCGCUCUCGCGACCACAGAAGUAUAUCCUGGCGAUUUAUCGAGAUAUACCGUCGUCACUAAUUACGCCUGAAAUUGAAUUCGCCAUUUUAGAGGCCAUUAUCGGAUAUUACACGGUAAUAAUUUUGGUAGCGCUCGCGCCGCGUAAUACGUCGUCCUCGUUCGAAUUAAAUUAAGCGUGCGUAUUUUCCCGCGAAAUGCGCGUCUGCAUGCUUACGUGUUAAACACGCAAUUUGCCCCGCCAAUGCGCGAGCACACGCGUGUCCCGAUUAACGGUGUGCAUGGAGCUGCGCGUUCGAAAAGAGCCGUCCGGAUUUAUUAUUGACAAUGUAAUUUGUUGUCCCGGCGUGAAACGCGAAACAUCUCGCGCGCGACAUUUAUUUCCGCGUCGUUAUCUGCCGUUAUCUGCCGAAGAUGACUGUCUCUGUCUUCGAGGCGCAAAAAGCUGUUUGCUUCCAAUAUCUAAUUCGCUGCGUUUUAUCGCGUUUCAACAUAACCUUCGCAACUUUUACCGUGUUCUUCCAUUCAAUUUAAUCUUUUUAUAUGUUAACAUAGCACGGUAUCAGUUGCACCUUUUAUCUAAGCAAACAGAGUAUUGCUGGUUAUUUCCGGGAUAUUGCGAUUCCACGAAAUGGAAAUAACGCUAUAUCAUAUUGACACGACAGCGGAUCCACGUUAUCCACGCCAAUCGCGAAAUUAGAGACCCUUAAACAGAGACUGGCCAUUGGGGGGUCUCCACGUGAUUGGCGCACAUGAACAUGAUCCGAAAAAUGACGGCACCAAUACGGAGCCGUGCUCACCAAGCGCACACGCACACAUAUAAUAGAUCACGCACUCACUCACCAGCUCAUACAUAUUAUCGCCACCAUUUUUCGGCCAGUCUCUGUUUAAGGGUCUCUAAACUUCGCGAAAUAGUCCUGUGUCGAAAAGGUACUAUGAAAAAGACAAUGUUAUUUUUCAUCGUGAUUAAUUCUUGCCGAGCCACGUCUUGCGAGUGCAUACACUCCCUAAAUGCGAGAACCCGAGUCGAAAUUUUAACCCUGAACUUUCUAACGUCUGUAUAUUCUGAAGGAUGAGUGUAUAUGCGAUACGCAUGGAAACUGAAAUUCUAUCCGCCUCUGAAUGACAAAAAACGCACAAAAUGCUUGAAGUUUUAAAGAGUUCUAAAGAAGACUUCUCGGCAAAGUAGGUUAGAUAGAAUUAGUAGGCUAAGUAGAAUAAAAAAAAUUGCUGUAGGCUUCAAAGUAUUAAAAUGGAACGUUGAGGCGAAAAGUGGAAUAAAAUUUACACGUGAGAAAAUUGAAGUCUUGCUUAGCGCCUGUAAGUGGCAGAAAACGCACAAAAUGCCACUUGUAGGGCUUUAGAGGGUAUCAAAAUUAAUAGGUUAAAUAGAAUCAAGAGCUGAUUCAGCUGAUAGACUUCAGAGUCUCAAGGUAAACGUUGAAUAGAAUAUUAAGGUGGAAUGUAGAAUCAAAAUCUCGACUCGGGAAUACGCACGUGUCGCAAGAACGGACGUUAGUGUUUAAGCCUUUGAGUCUGUUGUUUCCCGAAACCAUCCUGUCGGAGUCCCAAUUUCAGUGGUAUGGUAUAGUUCCGCUUGGACGAGCGAGGAUAACACGAAGAUAGUUUCAAAGGCGCGACCGUCGGGCUUUAGAGAUUCGCACGAGAGAGAAUACCUACUUCAAAAUCCGACCAGUUGUUGCAGAAGUUUGUGCCCGCAAGGACGAAUAUUUGGCCACACGAUUAUUUGCGGAAAAGAGUGUAAUAUGAUAUCAAAAUUGCAGUGUACGUCGCGAUGCAAAAAAACAAAUGUAAGGGCGAUUAAAAAAUUAGAGAACGAAACUAAAAAUUAGAGAACAGUUGAAUUGAAGAGAGAGAGAGAGGUGAGAAAUAGACUUAAUAUAAACUUUAUAUCCCACCAAUAGAGAUCCCACAGAAAUAGAAGUAUAAUAUUUCUUUCUCACUGUAUCAUCUCGUGAUGAUACAGCAAGUCACCCAUCCUUUUUUGGUAGACGUGCCAAAUCCAAGGAGAUUCUUUUCUCUGCACGUUAGACAUCUCGUGACAACGAUGAAAAUCAUUACGUGACGUUAUGGAACGUCUAAAAAUACGCACAUGGUUCUGCCCGUCCAGUCUCCCGCGCGAAAACGGAAAAAAUACGCGAGUACGACAGGAGAUAUCGAGGAUGCCCAAUGAUAUCGAUAUCGUGUCGCGUUACCUUGCUAAUGGCGAUCGAAAAGUCGCUCUCGAGCGGACGGAUUGCGCGACGUGACGGACAGUCGCCGCGAAUCGUAGAACCGUGAACUUGCGGUGUUAGAAUCCGCUUCCCCCGUCGCGGAGAGAACAUCUCGUCUCGAUCACCACCAUCACCAUCACCACCGACCACUACAACGACGACGACGACAACGUUCUUUCGUUCGCAAGGUUUCAAGGUUGUCGCGGCAGGCUUUCCUCCACUCAACCGGUUUUCAACCACGAUUAUUACACGCAACUUUCCCGCACGGCCAUCGAACGCGAUUUCCAAGCUAAUUUCUUUGCGUCAGAGUGUAGAACUUCCGCGGUGAGACAAGUGUCUCCGCUUAAUCGUUUAUCAAUCGCUAAUUUCGAAUUUCUCACGACAAUUUUCCGCAAGUGAAAAAGUUCUCUCUCUCUCUCUCUCUCUUUUUCCUUUUUUUUCUCAACUUAUUCCGUUGCUUUUUUGAUCUUAUUGGCAGUCCGCGUAAUUGACGUCGCGCGAGUACAAAUAGAGGCGCGCUCCUUACAAACAGCGCGUGCGUGACUCGUGUUACGUCGAUCUCGUGAUUAAGAGGGAAGCUAACUAUCGCGCGCGCCCUACAUUUUUUAAUUAAAGGGGCGCAACCGGCAGCGCGCGGGCCGUGUAUUUUGUCGGGCGAAACUGCGUCUACGCGAUCGCGCACAAUAGAGUGUUUCAUGGCUUAGCCGAGGCCGAGCCCCGUUGCCGACUCUCGCGAUCAGAGCCUAGACGUGAAGCCAGGGAUUGCCGUCGUAAUUAGCGCGAAGUGAACCUCAUGUGUACGUAUGCGUACGUGUUGUGUUUGAGUAUAUGUGUACAAAGAGAGAAGAAGAGAGAGAGGGGGCGAGAGGGGAAUCCGUGUACGACACGGCGCAUGAUUUAUCGUCGUAAUUUUGAAAUGGAGAAACAAGACCGUCGCGAUGCGACGCGAGCGUGCAGCUAAUUAGCGAUACUGUGUCGCUUGGCGUUGAUGUACGUGCGUCAUUUCCGAGGAAAGCAUUGCGCUCGUGCUCGCUAGAAUUUCAACGACCGAUCGCGUAAUACCCUCCGUACACCCGACUAGGUGCGCGCACUCCAAGUCCCGGUCGACAACGGCCUUCGCAGUAGUCAUGAGCAGGUCCUGAUCGCGGACAGCCGUGGGCCGACGCGACGGGGUGGAUGCGGCGGUCAACGACAGGAACUACCACGAGCAGCCCGACGUUGACGAUACCAACCGCAACAACGACAACUGCGUCGUCAUUCAGAAGGGAUCAUCGCUCGCACAUCGCGAGAGUCACGUGAGCGACGCGACCUUUCCUCAUCGCCUGUUCAUCGUACAGUCCCCUUCACGCCAGUCGCAGAGCAGGUUCAAGGGAGGCUGUAGAAUGAGCAUCUUAGCCAUCGCCCGCAGGAACUGGGCGCUACGCCUGUCGGUGGUGCUGAAUGUGUGCGUGCUGCUGUACGUGUGCACCAACAUCGGCUCGUCCGGGCCGUGGAUCGAGGAACCGCCGACCAACUGGGCGGCGCCGCUCCAAUCGGACACCUACAGCACCAUCGACCUCGUAAACGGCACUCAGAAGGGUGCCGCGUCCUCGUCGGCAGCUUCCGCCGCGUCUGUGGGCGCUAUCAAGGAUGCCACGGCGCCUAAGACGAACGGCGCCGUCGCUGCCGCCGUCGCCGCCGCCGCUACCGGUCCCUUCAGGAGCAAGCUUCUCGUCACCACAACGCCCAACGGGGCCAAGGUCGAGGCUCUCGACAAGUCGGAGCAUUCGCAUAAUCAGACGGUGAGGAACGGCACGACGGUCGCGCGGCCGGCGGCGAUGAGCCUGAAGGAGGCCAUUCCCUGCAACGAGAAGUCAACCGAGCCGAGGCGGGCGCAGCGGGGCGACUACUGGGUUCUCUAUAAUUACGUGCCGAUGAGCAUGGCGGUGAGAUGCUGGGAGAGCGUAACGUACACCACGCACGCCGACUACACGUUCCUGGACAAUCUGGAGCCGCUGCUGGAGCGCUGGCGGGCGCCGAUAUCGAUCGCCAUGCACGCGCCCGGCACCGACUUCCCGGCGACCCUCGACGCCAUCAGAUAUUCGAGAAAUUGCGGCAGUCCGUUGGUCUCGCAACUGGUAACCUUCCACGUCUUCUUCAGCAGCAAACACGUGCCAAAAGCGGUGCCACCGUCGGAGCAGAUUGUCUCCGACACAUACAACUGCUCGCUCGGGCCGCCGUGGGUGAACGUCAGCCUCUCGAAGAUGUACAAGAACGACAAGAAGCUGCUGUACCCGGUGAACGUGGGCCGCAACGUGGCGCGGGAAUCCGCGCCCACUUUCUACGUGUUCCCCAGCGACAUAGAGCUGUACCCAAGUCCGAAUCUGCCUACCAAGUUCCUGGAGAUGAUCCGUAGGAGAGAUCAGCCGGCUCUCUACAAGCCAAAUCCCAAGGUCUUCGUGCUGCCCAUCUUCGAGGUGGACGGGAAGAGCCUGCCGCCUAACAACAAGACUCAUCUGGUGCAAAUGCUGAAGGCGGGCACCGCUAUACCUUUCCACAAGAAACUAUGUUCCGGCUGCCACAACGUGCCCAAAAGCAAGGAGUGGCAGGAAGCGGCCGAGACGGAAGAUCUGCACGUGUUCCACAUCGGUAAGAGAACUGGUAGCUUCAUACACUGGGAGCCGAUCUUCAUCGGGACCAAUAACGAUCCUCUUUACGACGAGAGAUUAAGCUGGGAGGGAAAGAGUGAUAAAAUGACGCAGGGUUACGCGCUCUGCGUUCUCGAUUACGAUUUCCUCAUCCUGGACAACGCAUUUUUGGUGCACCGGCCAGGCAUCAAAAUCUUCAAGAAGGACCCGCAUCGCGAUUUGCUCACCGCCAAGACGAACGCGCUCAUCAAGAAGAUCAUCAUACCAGAGCUGAAAGUUCUGUACGGUACGCGCAAGGGCUGUGCGGUGUAGCCCGUGGAGUCGCGGGCACGACGGCGUGUGCUUUACAGGUGCCCGUCUGUACGAUGGAAUUAUCCGCGACCCUCCUUGUCGCCCGCGUCAUCGUCGAAGCUUGUCGUCGCGCGGCGACAGGUCGCCCGGAUCCGCGACGACCUGCUGCGAUUCAGUCGCGAGCCGCGAGACCGUGUCCGCGUUCGUUCCGCGCGGAUCCCGCGCGUUGUCGAGCAGGCCCGGAAGAAUGUUCGUUGCGAAUUAUAGAAGUCUUGAAACGUAAUUCAGUGAACUCCUACAUGCCAAUUCUCAACAGUGCCGAACGAAUGAACGAACAGACAAAAACGAAUUAAUGAGUAUUCACAGUGAGUUCGAGCAACGGACUCUUGUUGUGCUCUCGCGGCAGAAGCGUCUUGUCGUCGUCGUCGUCACGAAGCGUCAGUAUUUACAGCGAGUCACUCAGCGGCUGGUGUGCGAAGAAUGUUGAGGCGAGCAGAGAACGGCGAAGGUAACCCGAGAAAAGUGUGAUGUAUAUCACGAUGCUCGAUGGUAACUCUCCUAGCUUUCAUAAAAAGAAUCAGAAAACAAAGAAAGAAAGAAAGAUGUAGCAUGUAAAGAUAUCGUACCACUUAUUUUUCACGCGACGGAUAUAUAUAUGUACACACACACGCAUAUAUAUAUAUAUAUAUAUAGAUAUAUUUAUCCCCGCCUAUCGAAUACGAUUGUAUAUAAUAAUGAUGAAAAUGGUGCCUCAUAUACAUCAAUACGUCUACAGGAUUACUGUGCUUUCAGUGAAAGUUGUCACGAACGACGGUGCGAGUUCCGAUGCGACUUCUUCGUGAAUCGUGACCAUUAUAUUAUGUCCGCGGCGUUUCUUGUAUCGAGAAAUACCGAAUAUCUUUUAAGAAACACUGCAGAUCGGCGCGCUCUCACGUACGUCGUCGAGGCGAAUUAUACAAUGCCAUUUAUUUUAUCAGCGAAUGCUCUUAAAGAGAUGAAAAUUUGAAUAACAUAAUGCUUUACACGCUAUUUAAUUUUUUGCACAUUAAAUAAUUUCUUCUAGUGCGAAUCGACAUAUAUUUCCAACUAGAAAAUCGGCUUUUGGUUGGAAUUCAAUAUGUUCUUAUAUUGUUUUUUUUACUAAAUCGAUUAUCUUUUUCAAGACGUAGCAAAUUUUAUAAGAAUAUUUUAUGAGAAUAUUUUUACAUUGUAAAAUUUCCAGCUAUUCUCGAUUGCAUUCAUUAUGCACUUUCUUUAUCAGAAAAAGAUCGCAAUUCCUGCGCGCAUAAAAAUAUCUUUAAUGAUGAAGAAAUGAAAAUAUCUUUAAUGAUUACGACACACGCGAGAUUCAAAUUCGAAACGAAGAGGUAUACGAUUUACUUCUUAUUCUUCUUUCCUUAGUGUAGUCAAUAGUCAUUCAAGAUGUCGUUUAAGACUAUAUUGACUGAUCUUAGCUGAAUUGAGUAUUAUUGCGUCUAAGUAAGCGUAACAGUAUCGGAUAAUAAAAACUAAAGCCACGAUUAUUAUAUUAUGUUGUAAUAUCGUGCUACGUUCACAAGCACGGCGACUAGUUUUCCUUCUGCAUCUAUAGGCUUCGUCGGCCUUUGAAACAACUCAGUACACGCGGAAUUAUUCACAAACGAAGAAGAAAAAAAUCACCGUCCAAGACUGAGGGAUGUUUGAUAUAAAUUUUCUAGCACGCUCCUCGCAGACUUAAUCGACGUAAUUCAUCGAUUAUUCAGCAUUGCAUUAGCGUAACACUUUCGGACUCCGCUCGAGUAUAUACUUCGUUUCGAUCGAAUAAUCGCGAGAACGAACUUCUUUUGCGAACAAGAAACGAAAAAUAAACACAUCGGGGAUUAUGAACGAUUCGUUUGGGUCGAUGCAGCUUUUGUGAUUGCACUUGUAACAAGAAGAAGCCUCGCAGACAAUGUCGCAUACGUUGGAAAACAAGGAAAGUCUUACCUUAUAAAUACAAUUUGUCUUAUAUUGUACCAAAUAUAAGACCGCGCGACGAUUAUCAGCGCGAUCGUAAACACGGAAAUGUAGUGUUUUCUAAUCUCAAAUAUUAUGUAACGUAUUAUUAUCUAACGGCAUUAUUGUAUUUGCACACAGGCGCCUGUUUAACGUAACGUAUUAUAACCGUAUUUAAAAAUAACACAUUCUAUAAAAAAAAGAAAUUCUCUGGUAUAAUGUAAAUUUUCGCUUGAGAGAGUAGUGUGGCUAAAAAAAAGGAAUGAAAGAAAGAAGGAGGAAGAAACAGAGAUAAUGCUUGAAAUUUCAUAUUCCGAGAGCCGACACGCGAUGAUAUAUCGACGUUUUACACGAGUAACUGUUCGAAAUUAAUAGAGGUAAUAAUUCCUUCAGCAAGGUCGUACUGUAAGAAUUAUUAAUGCUGCCUUGUAACGUCUGAUUCGUUCGUUUUUUAACCAAAAUCUUGAUCGACGAUCUUCCGCUCUUUUCGGAGCGGCCGAGUUAUAUACUGUCGCAUCGAGAUAAGAUACAUAUACACUCUAUAUGUGUACACGUACUCUUAUCCGCGGCAGUAAGGUCAACACGGCAGCGAAACGGCGUUUACUGUAUAUAAUAUAAGCGCAUGAUAUAUGAACUGUAUACUUUUCUAUCACCACCCCGAGUAAUAUGACCAGUGAAUGUACAUGUGAUUAUUAAGACUCGCGUAAGAACAGUUGGGUCAGUAUGUAACAAUUUAUUCCGAAAGCGAUCAGAAUCAGAGUAAUCUCGACCGGGACAGAGUGCUGACUCAUUUUUUUGUGAUAAUAUUAGGGCACAAAGUAAUUAAUAUUCCUGUAAUCGCGCUUCUCGUCCACUGCGGAGGAAUCCUUGAAGCCGGUUAAUCGUAUGAUUUCUCGCGUAAACACAAGUAGCUAUUAUUGUUUUCGCCGAGGAUGUUAAUUAAAGUGUCUCACGAUAUAUUUCAAUAAAUUAAUGUAAAAAAAUGCAUAUAUUGCGAUUUCCGUUAUUAAGUUUAUAGUUCUGGAAAUAUUUUUAAUGACAUCAUACCGCAUUAUUUCCGCUUGCGGGAAAAUUACUGAAGUACUGAUUAAUAUCCUCGGCAUGUAGAGGAUAUAUAUAUUUUUUAAUUAUGUUUUUUUCUUCGUUUACAUGUCGCGUUGAUAAAAUAUUUUUUGUGAAGUAUGUGGAGUUUAACUUAUAUAAGUUCCUUUCAUCUUCUCUUCUUUUUCUUAAUUUAUCAGGGCUAUGCAACCACGUGUGUAUGUAUGUGUGUGUGUUUAUUUGUUUGUAUGUAUGUAUGUGUAUAUGCAUGCAUACAUGCAUGUGUGUGUGUGUGUAUGUGUAUUCGUCGCUCGACUUACAUAAAGUAUAAUGUGUAUUCUGUGCCUUAUAUAUAUUCGUCUCUGUCUCCUCGCGUGCAUGCGUACGUGCAUGUGCCAAAAUGCGCGUGUACAUUUAUAGAAAGCUAUGAGUGAAUAAGCAGAGAAAGAGACAAGCUGAAAGCUGACUCAAUUAUAUAUAAUUAGAAUCGACAUAUGUAGGGAUCGAGACUUGUAGCAAGAUUUUUAUAUCUAUUCCGAAGAAAGAGAAAGAGAGAGUGCGUGCGUGUUUGUGGUUUCGUGUUGUAAUGAAAGGGUGUAAUUGUCGCGAGCAAAACGCCGCGAUUUACUCGCGCCCGUCGUUUCUUUUUUUUUCCUUCUCUUGUAUAAAGUAAUAUAAUUGAGCGAGAGAAAGAGAGAUAUACACCGUAACGCGUUGCGCUAACAUAAUAGCGCGACGGAAAUUAUGCCGCUGAGUUUGUCUUUCCUGACUGAGCAUUUUCAUGCAACAAGUACGAGACUGUGAAAGAGCUACCAGAAGUCGACACCGAAGAAAUUUUCGUUUUUUCUAAGAGUAAAAUAAAGAGAAAAAAAGAGAAUCAUUAUGCGUUGCGAUACUUGUAAUUAAUGUAAAUACGUGUGAUUGUAGGGUAAGAAGAUGUAUCUCAUCGGCUGUUUCAUUCAACAAAAUAUGUUAUUACGUAUCCGUAGUCUAUACUCUCGAGAUGUGUCCGCGAUUUUGCUGAUCGUAAUAAAAAAGAAGAUCCGCCGCAUCGUCCUCGUUUGCGUUUGUAACAACAUUUAGGAAAGAAAAGGAGAGAAAAAAGGGAGCACGAAUGAACGGCCCGACGACAGCAGAGCGUUUUACAUAUAUAUCGUUGUCAGAAAAUAAUAACAAAAUUAUAAGAAAAUAGAAUUAUACACGUGUAUACAUGCGCGGAAUCCAAGAUUUGUAUCUGCAUCUAUGACGAUCUUAUAUAGUACGGAAACACAUUAUAUAUGUCUGGAUACAAUAGUAAAAAUUAUUGAAGAUAUGUUACAGGACACUCCGCCUUUUAUCGUGCGAUUUUUGGCGAAACUUUCAUUUCUGUCGUGAUUAUGAAGAAGCUUGCAGUAUUAUGCAAAUGUACGCGAUAAGUGUACUGAUGUACAUAUUUGUAAGAGACACGAAAAACACAAUCACUUGUUCCAAAGUGUGUACAUAAGCAAAAUUGUAUUUUUUCAAGUAAAGGAACGAGCGAGGGAUUGAUUUAAUAUUUUCGGAGUCGUAAAGAGAUCCAAAGAUGAGAGGCUGCAAAGUAAAAACGCAUUACAAACGGAAUCGAGACAACGAUAAUUUGCAACUUGUUUCGUGAGCUUUACCAAGUUGUUUUCAGAAACAAGCGUCGCGAAGGCCUUUUUGUCUCUCUAUUCGUGAAAAAUAUUAGGUAAACAUUAUUGCAAAAAUUGCACGUAACAUGUACACUACAUUACAUUUAAUUUGUGCAGAAAUUAAAUGCGAUAUAGUGUAAUUAGUAGCGUAACUUAUAAUUACGAGAAAGAAGAUGAAGAAACUAUAAGAAAAAAUGGUGCAUUUGUAACGUUAUAAUUAAACUUUAUGUUAUAUAUAAUUAAAUAAAUAAUUGAAAUGAAGGAGGACUUUAUAUCGAUCGAGGACAAGAUAGACGGCCAACCGAAUAAGAAAUUCGUUUUAAUUUUAUUAUAAUGCAAAUGGGCUGGAAGCACAAUAGCUAUACGAGAGCGGAAUAAUUGCGAAUGACGCAAGUGAAAUUAUUUUAAUAAUCUUCGAGGUUCUUUUGUGUAAUUGGCGUUCAUCUAUUUAUUCUUAGAGCAUGUGACAGCGAUGAUCGGUGCGUAACUACAUACCAUAUGUUCCAGCGUCGUGCCUAGAUAAAUAAAUUAAUUUAUCAGCUAAA
Odontomachus brunneus is the source of this 11297-nucleotide messenger RNA. Its product is annotated as beta-1,4-glucuronyltransferase 1. The record is from RefSeq and is a predicted model, not a curated record. Lineage: Eukaryota; Metazoa; Arthropoda; Insecta; Hymenoptera; Formicidae. The transcript is spliced from 6 exons. Bases 4553 to 6109 code for a protein of 518 amino acids.